Messenger RNA from Bactrocera tryoni, 858 nucleotides. RefSeq lists its product as uncharacterized. The coding region runs from base 1 to 783 and encodes 260 amino acids. The record is from RefSeq and is a predicted model, not a curated record. The transcript is spliced from 2 exons. Lineage: Eukaryota; Metazoa; Arthropoda; Insecta; Diptera; Tephritidae. Gene Ontology annotation, molecular function: protein binding.
AUGCGUGCCUACAGCUGUUUAGUAAUCCUUGCCGUCGUGAGCUUGCCAGCUCAACUAUUGGUCAGCGCAGAAUCUUCCGAGGCGGAUAACACGCCUGCGGCUCUGCCAGCUACUUCUACGCCCAUAUGCGAGGAAACUGUCUGUCCGCGCCUAUAUAUGCCAGUUUGUGGGUUGGUUGAUGGUGAACCAAUGACAGCGCCCUCCCGCUGUGUUCUCAACAAUAAAAUCAGAUGCUCCGCGAUAUUGCAACGGACCUUAGGCAACAAAAUUCCUACAGUAAGCUUCCUACACAGCGGUCCUUGUUCACCGAAAGCAUAUAAAAGCAUUAGAAUGCGUCAGAGUCGAGAUAUGGACUUAGAAAACAUCGAAGAUGACGCAGGUAAAGAAGAGAUUAACGCAGGCGAAGAAGAGAUUGAUGCUGGUGGAGAAGAGUCCGACGCAACUCAAGCAGACUUGGUUGAUAAGGAAGCACUAGCUGACGAUGCUGAGGCAGAUAUGGACGCAGGUAAAGAAGAGAUUGCCGCUGGUGGAGAAGAGUCCGACGCAGCUAAAGUAGAGAUUGACGCAACUCAUGCUGACUUGGUUGAUAAGGAAGCACUAGCUGACGAUGCUGAGGUAGAUAUGGACGCAGGUAAAGAAGAGAUUGCCGCUGGUGGAGAAGAGUCUGACGCAGCUAAAGAAGAGAUUGACGCAACUCAAGCAGACUUGGUUGAUAAGAAAGCACUAGCUGACGAUGCUGAGGCAGAUAUGGAUCGUGCGGAACAACUGAACGAUGAGGAAUAAUAACGGGAACUGCUGUUCGUGUUUUGAGGAGAUAUUCUCUUUUGUUUUACCAUAAAUUCUGUUAUGUUUGUGUGU